Panicum virgatum (switchgrass) is the source of this 993-nucleotide messenger RNA. Its product is annotated as dirigent protein 1-like. The record is from RefSeq and is a predicted model, not a curated record. The transcript has a single exon. Lineage: Eukaryota; Viridiplantae; Streptophyta; Magnoliopsida; Poales; Poaceae. Bases 164 to 787 code for a protein of 207 amino acids.
AGGGGCCAUCGCAAUUUACCGGUUACAUGGGUCAGGAAUUGUGUCUAGAGGCCUGGGACAGUUACGAUUUAUAUAUGAGCACGCAUACCCAGCUAGAGAUAACCAGACACCCGCCAGCGAGGCAGCAAGCUAGCCUCCUAAAUCUAUCAUCCCAUCGAUCGUCAUGUCGGUUUCCCUCCCCUCCAUCUUCCUCGCCGCCGCCAUCUACAUCCGCAGCUACGACACGGUUGCCACCACCACCACCACGCACCUCCACUUCUUCAUGCACGACGACUACACCGGCCCGCGCCCCACCGCUGCGCGGGUCGUGUCUGGCCGCUCCCUCCUGCCAACGUCGUCCAGCCAAGGCGGCGACGGCGACGGCGACAGCGACGGCGACGGCGACGGCGACGACAACGCCACCGCCACCGGUCGGAGCGCGCUGUCGCGGCUGCUGACAUCGCCACGGCAGUUCGGGGACGUGGUGGUGCUGAACAACGCGCUGACGGAGGGGCCGGACGGGCGCAGCGUGCGCGUCGGCACCGCGCAGGGGUUCGCCGUGCGCAUGUCGGAGGGCGGCAUCGUGUCGCACCUGACCUUGCACAUGGUCCUGGACGCCGGCGAGCACCGGGGCAGCUCCGUCACGGCGAACGGCCGGAUUGACAUGGACGCGGAGGUGCGGGAGUCGGUGGUCAUCGGCGGCACCGGCAAGUUCCGGUUCGCGCGCGGGUACAUGCUCACCAGGAACUACGACUACGACCUCGCCCGUGGCGGCAUCGUCGAGAUCGAUGUCUACGUGCAGCACUAGUGUGCAGCAGUUAGCACCGGGGAACAUUUUCUUGCACAUAUGUGUGGCUAGCUCUGGUUCAUGCUAUGUGUGUGUGUGUGGCAUGUUGAAUAAGUUGGUAUAUGCACGGGCAGGGUGUCUUUUGCUUGUGUUUCUUGCAUACCCACAGCGGUUCUGGAAUGUCACUUUCGUUUGCCACGAAUUGUUCAAUUAGUAUGUCAAAUCUU